AUGGAUGAAUGGAUCUGUGAACAAGCAUCUGAUGAUGAAUUUCAGCCAAAAGUUUUAGAUUUAAUCAAAACUAUAGAGACAGAUUUGAUUUCUCAAUGGUCGAAUCCUUGUGUUACACCUUCAGUCAAUAUUGGAUUCAUUGGCUAUACAAAUGCAGGGAUUGCAGCGAUUAUACCUCUUGGCGACCAACUACCUCGGCAUUUAUCAAGAAAUGCUAUUAGAAAAGCAUUUGGUAUUAAUGAUGAACUUUGUGAAUACGUGGAAAGAUUUGAUCUUACUAUUGAAAGAAAUGACUUGAAAACAUCUUCAUUUAAAAAAUCGGUAACUACGACAACAUCAGAGAACAAGAGGCAUGCCAAUGCAGAAAAGAUUCAAACGGCGACUCGACAUACAAUAAGUCUCGCUGGUUCGCUUUCCGAUGAUGUUGUUCGUGUAGCAGCAUCAAGUGCAACAGCACUGUCAACCGCUGGAGAGGUUGCAUUAGCUGCAACAACAGUCGCUGGUAUAGUCUUUUCAGGUGGUAUGUGUGCUUGGCAGGUUUAA
Molecule: messenger RNA, 543 nt
Organism: Rotaria sp. Silwood1
Lineage: Eukaryota; Metazoa; Rotifera; Eurotatoria; Philodinida; Philodinidae
Source: the annotation of a GenBank genome assembly